This is a messenger RNA of Gadus morhua (Atlantic cod), 3825 nucleotides long. Its product is annotated as RCC1 and BTB domain-containing protein 1. The transcript has 13 exons. NCBI's taxonomy places the organism in Eukaryota, Metazoa, Chordata, Actinopteri, Gadiformes, Gadidae. The coding region runs from base 314 to 2068 and encodes 584 amino acids. Gene Ontology annotation, molecular function: protein binding. The record is from RefSeq and is a predicted model, not a curated record.
UGUCGACUUUAGGGAUUGGUUAAGGAGGUAGGAGGUACUAGGGUUCGGGUUCAGAGGGGUAGGUUUCGGGUUCAGUGUCUCUGUCCAGUUGCCCACUAACUAGUUUAAUGAAGGUAGGGUUAGGGUUCUGAGAGUCUCUCUGCCCUGAUGUCCACUAACUAGUUUAAUGAAGGGAGGGUUAGAGUUCAGUGAGUCUCUCUGUGCUGAUGUCCACUAACUAGUUUAAUGAAAGUAGGGUUAGGGUUCAGUCUCUCUGUCCUGAUGUCCACUCUGUGUUCCCCUUUCUCAGCGGACUGAACACCACUGUAACUCCAUGGAGCGAUGCUUUAGCGUCAGCGGCGACUGCACCGCCCCUUCCCUGGCUGGCCGCGCCCCCCCGGCCCCCGCCCACCUGGUCUCCACGGCGCCCCCGGCUCCGGCCCCUCCCCCGACCCCGCCCCCCCGCCCUGGCCGGCCCCGCGGCGCGGGCGCCAUGGUGGACGUCAGCAAGUGGCCGCUGUUCAGCCUGCUGAGCGCCAAGGAGACGGCCGCCGUGAGGCAGGCCUGCGUGUUCGGGAACUCGGCCAACGAGGCGCUCUACGUCACCCAUAGCAACGAGUUUGCGGUGAUAGGUCUGAACUGCAGUAACUGUCUGGGCACCGGGGACAGCCUCAGCACCAUCGCCCCCCGAGCCCUGGACGCCCUGAGGGGCAAGAAGGUGGCCUCCUUCAGCUACGGGAGCGGACCGCACGUCCUGCUAGCUACUGAGAGCGGAGAGCUGUACGCCUGGGGCCACAAUGGCUACAGCCAGCUGGGCAAUGGAACCACCAACCAGUGCGCCUCCCCCGCACUGGUGACCACCAACCUGCAGGGGAAGAGGUUCAAAGAGGUGGCCUGUGGGUCGCACCACUCCCUGGCCCUCACCACCGAUGGAGAGGUGUUUGCCUGGGGCUAUAAUAACUGCGGUCAGGUUGGCUCUGGCUCCACCGCCAACCAGCCCAGCCCCCGCCGCGUGGCAGGCCUCCUGCAGGGCAAGGCGGUGGUGGGCGUGGCCUGCGGACAGACCUCCUCCCUGGCCCUGGUGGACAACGGAGAGCUCUACUCCUGGGGGUACAACGGGAACGGCCAGCUGGGUCUGGGGAACAACGGGAACCAGCUGUCGCCCUGCAGGCUGACCGCGCUGCAGGGGUUGUGUGUACAGCAGGUGGUCGCUGGCUACGCCCACUGCCUGGCCCUGACUGACGAGGGGGCGCUCUACGCCUGGGGGGCCAACACCUGCGGCCAGCUGGGCACCGGCAACAAGAGCAACCAGCACAGCCCGGUGCAGGUCAUGGCCGAGAAGGAGAGGGUGGUGGAGGUCGCAGCGUGUCACUCCACACACACCUCAGCCGCCAAGACGCAGAGUGGGCAGGUGUACAUGUGGGGUCAGUGCCGGGGUCAGUCCGUGGUCUUACCCCACCUCACCCACUUCGUCUCCACCGACGACGUGUUCGCCUGCGUCGCCACGCCUGCCGUCAUGUGGAGGCUGCUGUCCCUGGAGACGGAGGACUUCAUGACCCUCAGCCAGGCCCUGGGCCGGGAGUUCGACAGCCCGGAGACUGCCGACCUCAAGUUCAGCGUGGAGGGGAAGUACAUCUACGUCCACAAGGCGGUGCUCAAGAUCAGGUGCGAUCACUUCCGCUCCAUGUUCCAGUCCCACUGGAGCGAGGACCUCCAGGAGGUGAUUGAGAUCGAGCAGUUCUCCUUCCCCGUCUACCGCUCCUUCCUCCACUUCCUGUACACGGACACCGUGGAGCUACCACCGGAGGACGCCAUCGGCCUACUGGACCUGGCCACCUCCUACUGUGAGAACCGUCUGAAGCGUCUCUGUCAGCAGAUCAUCAAGAGAGGGAUCACCGUGGACAACGCCUUCACCCUGCUGUCGGCCGCCGUGCGCUACGACGCUGAGGACCUGGAGGAGUUCUGCUUCCGGUUCUGUGUGAACCACCUGACCCGGGUCACCCAGACGGCCGCCUUCUGGCAGGUGGACGGCGCCAUGCUGAAGGAGUUCAUCUGCAGGGCCAGCCGCUGUGGGGCCUUCAAGAACUGAAGAGGGGCACUCAGGAAGUCAUGGGCCCUCAAGACCUGAGGGGCCCUCAAGACCUGAGGGGCCCUCAAGAACUGAACAAGGGGCCUCAAGACCUGAGAGGUCUUCAACACCUGAGGGGCCCUCAAGAACUGAGAAGAACUGAGGGGUCUUCAAGAACUGAGAGGCCCUCAGGUCCUGAGAAGAUCUGAGAGCCCCUCAAUAACUGAGAAGAACUGAGGGGUCUUCAAGACCUGAAGAAGGGCCCUCAAUACCUCAGGGGCCCUCAACUUAGGGGCCAUCAGGAACUGAGGCCUCCUCUCAGAGUCUCCUCACCUGGUCCAGGACCAGAAGAACAGAGAAACUUUCUAAUUAAGUUCUCAUGAAGGUUCCUUUCUUCUGGUCAGGGGUCGUGAGCUCACCAUGGUUUGAAGGUUUGGAUCUCAUGAACCCCCCUCUAUAAGAAAGAGUUCCUGUCCAUCUUCUGUAGCUUUAAGUAGUUAUGAGUGAACAUUCCCCUCACAGCUAAACAAAGCUCAUUCCUGAACUCAUUCCUAAACUCAUUCCUAAACUCAUUCCUGAACUCAUUCCUGAACUUAUUCCUGAACUCAUCCCUGAACUCAUCCCUGAACUCAUCCUUCAACUCAUCCCUGGACUCAUCCCUAAACUCAUUCCCUGAGCCACAUGGUUUCAGAGUAGAGAACCUGCAGACACUGAGGGAUGUUGAACUGACACUGAAGGGUGUUGAACAGACACUGAAGGGUGUUGAACACGCACUGAAGGGUGUUGAACACACACUGAAGGGUGUUGAACACGCACUGAAGGGUGUUGAACACGCACUGAAGGGUGUUGAACACGCACUGAAGGGUGUUGAACACGCACUGAAGGGUGUUGAACACGCACUGAAGGGUGUUGAACAGACACUGAAGGGUGUUGAACAGACACUGAAGGGUGUUGAACAGACACUGAUGGGUGUUGAACACGCACUGAUGGGUGUUGAACACACACUGAAGGGUGUUGAACACACACUGAAGGGUGUUGAACACACACUGAAGGGUGUUGAACAGACACUGAAGGGUGUUGAACACGCACUGAAGGGUGUUGAACACACACUGGAUUUUGUUCGGGGGUACGAGGGGGAUGCGAGAGAGAGGGGGAGGGGGUUGAGGAGGGGGGAGUGGUAGAGAGGAGGGGAGUAAAGGCCUCUCCUCCCAAGGCCAGGAAGUUCAGAGCUGAAUCUGCUGCUUGUUGAGGAGAUUGAGAGCUUUGUGGUUUUCUUAGUUGAGUUGUAGUUGAGCUGUAAAGAGCUAAGCAGCAUCACAGUCGUCUGUGUUUUAUCGCGGAGGACGUACUGUAAAGAAAUUAAUGCAACGCUGAAACGGUUAUAUCACAAAUUCCAGAAAUUCUGUAAACGCACUUAAGUCCAACAACCUGAUGUUGUUCCUCAUUAAAGAACAUUGAUUGGUUUGAGAUGAGCCCAAACCUGACCUGCUAGGUUGGUUGGUCAGAUGCAUUGUGUACUGUAGCCUCCAGGUCAUUUUACUGUCCUAAUUAACUAGUCUUAAUUAACAGUGACUGAGCUCUGAUUUGAAUAGUGAACUUUGGCGCUUUGGAAUUCUUCUUUGUUUUAAAUAGAUAUGCUGUAGCCUUCGGAGAGCAGUAGAACAAAGUAGAUUUCGGUUCAUGAAUACUAUUUUUGUAUUUUUAUACUCUCGUUAUGUAUUCAUGCAUUUCCGAUGUUCGAUGUAAAGUUGCAAAAUAAAGGACCUUAUGUAACCAUC